AUGCCUGACCCUGCCGUCGCCCCCAACGGGCACCUGCCCGCCGCGUCCACUCCUCCCGCUACCGGUGCCCUUGAUGUGAAACCCCCCAGCAGCAGCAACAGCAGCAGCAAGAACAGCAGCAAAAAGGGCAGCAACAAUGCUCGGUCCCAGGCCGCAAAGAAACAGCCGCUCCACCAGCUCUACACGCUGCCGGCGCCCAUCCGCACGUUCCCGCUACCCUCCUUCUACCCAAACAACCCGCUCUCCCUGUUCCACGUGCUGUACGCAUGGCUCCGCCAGACCGUGGCGCCGCCGCCCCGAGAGCCCGCCGUCGUGCACAAGGGCAUCUGGUCACCCGAGACCCGGUCCGUCCACAUUGUCGACCAGCAGGCCAUCCGGGCGCUGUGGGAGCAAGGCUUCUUCGGAAAGGGCAUCUACAGCAGGAGUGAGCCCAACUGGCUAAGGCGCGAGCAGUCGAGGCGUGGCGAGCACGCCGGCCACGUCGCCGAGAACUUUACGGCGCAGCGCCGCAGGGAGCGCAACCAGAUGAAGUGGGAGCGCGCCCGCAAGGAGCAGGAGGCGAUCCAGCGGACGCGCAUGCAGGAGGCCUGGGUGGCGCCAGUCGGACCCAUGGAGCUGCUGGCCCUGCCCAACUCCGCGCUGGAGCUCGGCGAGCUGUUUGCGAGCAGUGUCGCUGCGGGUAUGGCCAGCAGUGAGGUGGCUCUGGAGGCAUCGCAUGUUUCCCAGGUGAAUGAUGGCACGGUUAGGCCACAGACACCUGUUGUGGACUCGACGAGCUCCUCCCCUCCAGACGCGUCAUUACCCAAGCUACAAAAGAGCGUGCGCUUUUCGCCAAAGGUCGAGGCAACAACCUUCGAGCCGCUGGAGCCGCCGAGUCCUGGCGCAGGGUCUCAUGUCAAUGGACAGGCUCCCCACGCAAAUGGUGGCCUCUUCGCCGCGGCGAGCAAGCCAGAGGGGGAGCAGGAGGCGACCACGGCCACUACCACGCAGGCACAAGACAGCAAAUCACCUGGGGACGUGCUACCCCGGAAAGGAGGCAAGCCAGCCAACGACAUUAAGGACAUUGAGCACCUGCAGCUCGCGCCAGAGGAGGCCUUGUACCUGAGCUUCGCAAUGGGCGUGCUCGAGGUCGUCCACCCGAAGACGGGCCAGCCCAUUCCUCCGCGACAACAGUUCGCCAUGUACCGCGAGCUCUCCGCCGGGCCGCGGAUAGCGCCGGCCGUGAAACUCGACAACUCGCCGGCGGGGGCAGGACCAGGGUCAGCGCCACCAUCAUCAUCCCUAGUGUCCUCACUACGCCCGGACGACCCUUUCCUCCUGCACUACGCGACAUACCACCACUUCCGGUCGCUCGGCUGGGUCGUCCGCCCGGGCAUCAAGUUCGGCGUGGACUGGCUGCUGUACCACCGCGGACCCGUCUUCUCGCACGCCGAGUUUGCCGUGCUGGUGCUGCCGGCUUACACGCAUCCGUGGUGGACGAGCGCCGAGGCCCAGGCCGAGGCGGCGGAAUCAGCCACAGGAGCAGGUGGCAAGGGGCCCAUGGCACAGCGGCGCUCGUGGCACUGGCUGCACUGCGCGAACCGGGUGCAGGCUAAAGCGUUGAAGACGCUGGUGCUCGUUUACGUCGAUGUGCCGCCGCCGAGGAGGAGGAGUUGUAAGACGCAGACCGCUCUGGGUCGGGAUCACGAGGGGAAGGGGGAGGAGGAGGGCGGCGACGACAGCAUCGCGGAUGUCCUGAGCAGGUACAAGAUCCGUGAGUUCAUGGUGAAGCGAUGGCUGAGCAAUAGGAAUCGCGACUGA
Messenger RNA from Microdochium trichocladiopsis, 1800 nucleotides. RefSeq lists its product as uncharacterized. Gene Ontology annotation, molecular function: tRNA-intron lyase activity; nucleic acid binding. The record is from RefSeq and is a predicted model, not a curated record. Lineage: Eukaryota; Fungi; Ascomycota; Sordariomycetes; Xylariales; Microdochiaceae. The transcript has a single exon. Gene Ontology annotation, cellular component: tRNA-intron endonuclease complex. Gene Ontology annotation, biological process: tRNA-type intron splice site recognition and cleavage; tRNA splicing, via endonucleolytic cleavage and ligation. Bases 1 to 1800 code for a protein of 599 amino acids.